AGUAUCUAUAUAUGUGUAUAUGUAUAUGUAGGCCUCUUUUUUGCUGUUUUUCUCCACAUCCUAUUGGAAAAGUUUUCACCUUAACGGGCCACGAAACUCCUUAAUUGUGUUCUUCGUAAUGUUUCUCUCGUAUCUAUUUAUUGUUGAUUUUCUUUUUGUCAGCGGUGGAAUCGAUGAGUGGGGCCUCCUCCGUUGGGUGCAGCGCGUGCGCCGUUUCUGCGAGGGGACCGCCAUUCAGCCCUUUUUGUUUCUUUCUUCACCAUUCGUGAAGCUCUCGCUCCUCCUCCUCCUCCUCCUCCUCUGAAGAAGAAGAAAAAUACUCUUCGUUUCUGCGUCUAUCUAUCUAUCUAUCUCUUUUCUUGUUUUAAAUGUAGGCAUCUUCCAUGUAAUUUACUUCAUCACCAAAAUAAUAACAAUAGAAAAAAGGAAGAUGAUGAGGAAGAAAAGAAGCAGAGGAGAGAAGGGCAGCGCUGCGGUGAGUCAGACCUGUCCCUUUCCGUUUGUCGUUGUUGUAGCGUCCGCGGUGGACAGAUCAACGCCUCUUCAACACGCCCUGGUCUCGCGCCUUGAUACGGCGGUGCACACGAAUCCGAACGCAUCCAUUUUUUCUUCUUCUUUUCAGAGAAGCAAACGGAUGCUGCGGUGCUCUCAUGUUCUCAUGUCUCUUUCUCUUCUGCUUCCCAGCCACGACGCCCGAUGGCCUGGACGCACGCCUCCUCUCCUUCCACCGCUCUCAGACCACCUCCUUCUCUGCCUCAUCUGUUUCUGUGGUGGUGCUGCGUCCAGUGAAGUCCACGCCUCGCUGUGAAGGAGGAAAAAGACGAGACAAAAAACUCGCGGAGCGCUUUUCAUUUUGUGUGUUCUCUUCUGACUUUUGUCGAACGCCGGUACUUGUAACAUUUCCGCCUUGACGCAUCGCAUCCUCGCCGGUGUCGUCGUGCUAAUAAAUACAUAUAUAUAUAUAUAUAUAUUAGAUAAAACAAGUGGAGAGAGGAGGAUGGAGUACGAGCAGACCGAAUGCGGCCGGCGGAUCGUGGUGGACGCCAUCACCCGCCAAGACGUCAACGCCUACCACGAUCUGCUCUCUCCCGAUGUGCUCCUCGUCACGCACUUCCCCUACCCAACGAGUCUCUCGGACAGCAACAUGCAGGCGGUGCAGCAGUGGGUGCAGCUCUCGCAGCAGCGACCGACGAAAUCCGCUACUGCGGGAGCAGCGGCAACGGCCAGCAACAGCGGCUCAAAGCGUAGGGCAAGGGAGUUGCUGCAGCAGCAGGAGAAGUACCGCGAGCGCCGGCAGAAGCGGUACGAGGCCUUUCGCAAGCGACGGGAGGGACACCACAGCCCAAGCACGGAGGGCACAGAGGCGGAGGGAGAGGAGGCAGCUGCAGCGACAGAUAAUGCUACCCAGGCAGAUGGUGCGCGCGGCGGUGCGGCCAAGAGCACUUCCGCGGUCGGCGCUGGGGCGGCUGCACACCAACGCGACGUGUCAGCUAAAAACAACACAUCCAAGAAGUCCUCUGCAAGUGCCCACAGCGGUGGUGGUGGCAGUAACGCAGCGCGGGUGCCGCUUGGCGUUCGCUGGUUUCGGCAGCAGCAGGAGCAGCUUUCUUCGCCCGCGCAGGGAAGGACCGCAGGCUCCGCGCCUGCUCAGGCCCCCACCGCCUCGGCGACCCAAAACGUCACUUCCGAGAACCCCGCCGCUCUUUCUUAUGCGGAUGCGGUGGAUAUUGCCGAGGGGCGCCUGCUCGUGUCGUUCCGGCUCUUCGAACUGCUCCACUGGAUCCGCAGCAGCAAAGACACGACGAGCAUCGCCCCCAUCGAGGUCGACGUGCAGCUUCGCAAAGACAUUCUCCAAGAGGACGAGGUGCUACCCAUGCCCCCGGCACCGACCACGGUGCAGGAGAAGUACGAGCAGCUGGGCAUGCAGUACACGGAGCGCAACCAGCCGCUGAGCUGCAUUACGGUGGUCUGGGGGCGCGACUACCUUCUGCUGCGCGACAAAAUCUACCUCGACGACGGCCUCAUUGUGACGAUCCAGCGGACGAUGCUGUCGGUGCCGGAGGUGAUGACGCGGACGGCGCCGCUGGCUGCGUGGAACCUGCACCAGCCGCGGCAGCAACGGCUGGCAGAUCGCAAGACCGCCGCGGGAGGAGGGUCCUCCGCCCCUGCCCCCGGCAAAGUGCAAAACCUGGCCGCCGCCCAAGCCGAGCAGGUGUACAAGGCGGUGGAGUCGUUUUACGGGGUGGCGGCCUCGCGGGUGAACGCCCUCAACACGUCCUGGCCGCUGCUGGACUACUCCUUUCUGGACGCCGCGGAGCCGUCGGCGCUGCUGCGGCUGGCCCCGGCAUCCGGCCACGUCCACGUAGGCAAGCAGCCCCGCGCCGCUGCGGACCCACGACUUGCCCAGGGCGUCUUCCUCAACCAAAGCAACGACCCUUCGCCGACGACGGCGCAGUCCGCCAACGCCCGCACGAUCAUUCGCGCGAAGAACAAGCGCGGCGAGGAGGAGGCCUACGAGUUCAGCAACGAGCGGAAUCACUUCGCGAUGCUGCAGGAGGAUGCGCGGCUCAAGGAGGAGGAGGCGGAUGAGUGGGGACUGCACACCGGCACUGCAGCGGGGCCGGCCGCCGCCGCUGCGGGGGGUGGAAGGCGAAACGCCGGCGAGGGCGGCGGGGCGGUGCGCGGUCAGCGCUAUGACGCCUCGUGCGUCCGCGUCUCGGGCUGCCAUCUGCGGUCCAAAAUGGACCAGCUCGUCCCGGUCCUGCACCGCCUCAUCGCGAACAGCAUCCUCACCCUUCACACCCUCGAUUUAAGCCAGAACAGCAUUUCCACGCUGCCCGACUUGCGUGCGCUGCCGCUGCAGAGUUUACGGCUUCACGACAACGCCAUCGCGGACUGGCGGGUCGUGGAGAGCCAAAUCGCACCGCUGCCGUACCUGACAAUCCUCACCCUGCACGGCAACCCGAUCGCGGAGGAAAAGGAGAUCACGGCAUCGACCGGCACGGCAGCAGGAAAGCACUCGCGGAGCCGCGCAGGCGCAAAUGGGGCAGCGAACACCUCUGGUGAGUCGGCGUACUGGAAGAGGCUGCUAGCGCUGCUGCUGGGCAAUCCCGCACGCGUGGCCCCGCUGCGGCAGGUUGAUUUCGUGACUCUGACGGCUCAAGACUUCAACGUGGCCGGCGCGCACGCGCUGUUUACGACGGGGAAGUCAGAUGUGCUGGACCAGGCCCGCACCAUGAACGCGGGUACGUUACGGCAGAGUCAGGGUGCGAAGGCAGCGACGACGAAGGUGGGAGGGGGGGCUGUGUAG
This is a messenger RNA of Leptomonas pyrrhocoris, 3310 nucleotides long. RefSeq lists its product as hypothetical. Gene Ontology annotation, molecular function: protein binding. NCBI's taxonomy places the organism in Eukaryota, Euglenozoa, Kinetoplastea, Trypanosomatida, Trypanosomatidae. The transcript has a single exon. Bases 998 to 3310 code for a protein of 770 amino acids. The record is from RefSeq and is a predicted model, not a curated record.